Molecule: messenger RNA, 1056 nt
Organism: Eruca vesicaria subsp. sativa (arugula)
Lineage: Eukaryota; Viridiplantae; Streptophyta; Magnoliopsida; Brassicales; Brassicaceae
Source: the annotation of a GenBank genome assembly
CAAGCGACGACUUGGUCGGAGAGAAAAGACUUUUCUUUUUUGUCGAUUUAUUACCCUCUGAUUGAACACAAAAUUAGGGUUUCAUUUCCCCCCUUUUCGAUUCGCUUCAUGAUGAUUCUUCCCUCAAGCUCUUGAUUCUUCUUCGUGAAUUUUCCAGAUUUUUUUUAGAAUAACUCUUCAAAAAAAAAAAUUCGAUUUAAAAUGGGAAAAUUUUGCUGCUUCACUUCACCUUCUGAGGUUGUGGGAGGACAAUCAUCAUCAUCAUCAUCACGAUCUGGUAAAGGAAGAAAUGAAGAAGGUUUGAUCAAAUAUGGUUUCAGUCUAGUGAAAGGCAAAGCUAACCAUCCUAUGGAGGAUUAUCAUGUAGCUAACUUCAUCAACAUCCAAGACCAUGAGUUAGGUCUAUUCGCUAUCUACGAUGGUCACAUGGGUGAUACUGUUCCUGCUUACUUGCAAAAACAUCUCUUCUCCAAUAUCCUCAAGGAGGGAGAGUUUUGGGUUGAUCCUAGAAGGUCUAUAUUAAAAGCUUAUGAGAAAACAGACCAGGCUAUUUUAUCUAAUAGUUCUGACUUGGGACGUGGCGGGUCUACAGCUGUUACAGCGAUAUUGAUUAAUGGGAGGAAGUUGUGGGUAGCUAAUGUUGGUGAUUCAAGAGCGGUUCUGUCUCAAGGAGGUAGGGUAGUGCAGAUGAGUACAGAUCAUGAGCCUCGUGCUGAACGGUCUAGUAUUGAGGAUAGAGGUGGAUUUGUAUCUAAUCUACCAGGUGAUGUUCCUAGAGUGAAUGGUCAAUUAGCUGUGUCUCGUGCCUUUGGAGAUAAGGGGCUUAAGACGCAUUUGAGUUCAGAGCCUGAUAUUAGAGAUGUUACUGUUGAUAGCCAGACGGAUGUUCUUGUCCUGGCUAGUGAUGGCAUUUGGAAGGUGAUGACAAAUGAGGAGGCGAUGGAGAUAGCUAAAAGGGUGAAAGAUCCACAGAAGGCGGCUAAGGAGUUAACAGCUGAAGCGUUGAGAAGAGAGAGUAAAGAUGACAUAUCUUGUGUCGUGGUCCGGUUCAGAUGA